This is a messenger RNA of Nanorana parkeri, 2454 nucleotides long. RefSeq names its product ubiquitin carboxyl-terminal hydrolase CYLD-like. The transcript is spliced from 14 exons. Gene Ontology annotation, molecular function: K63-linked deubiquitinase activity; cysteine-type deubiquitinase activity. The record is from RefSeq and is a predicted model, not a curated record. Lineage: Eukaryota; Metazoa; Chordata; Amphibia; Anura; Dicroglossidae. Gene Ontology annotation, biological process: protein K63-linked deubiquitination. The coding region runs from base 29 to 2347 and encodes 772 amino acids. Gene Ontology annotation, cellular component: cytosol.
GGAUUGAGCCUCAGGUCAAGGGGACAACAUGGAGUUGGAAAGGGACACGGAUGACUUCCUGAUGUAUUUCAUUCUAAUGGAGAAGGUCCCAGUGGGCAACAGGACACAGGAGCCAGGCAAACUGUGCUAUAUGAGCGAAGAGUCAUAUCUCCAGCGGGUGUCCGUAGACCACAACCCCACGCAGUCCCUCGAUGUCCACUUCAUAGAGGACAGCAAACUGGUGGAGGUGGACGUGAACGUCCUGCAACCCCUGACGAGGAAACAGGCCGCCCUCCUGCUGGCCAUCACCAAUCCCACUGAGCGGCUCAGUUGCUUCCUGGAGAGGGGCCUGCUGGAUCAGGCUGUCAAGGCAGAGGUGGGCCAGCGGGUUCUGGUGGAGCAUGAGCAGAAGCUGUACCCGGCCUUUAUACACUAUGUGGGCAACGUUUUGGAUAGCAGCACCCUACUGCCCCCCAUAUACUUUGGGGUGGAGCUGGAGGGGGAAGGCGAAGGCCGCGGGAAGAUCGACGGCACUAUUAAGGGGGUGACAUUCUUUAAAUGUAAGCAGAACAGCGGCCUGCUGUUACCGUUCAACAAAGUCCUAUUCUCCGGAGCCGCGCCGUCAGACAACCUGGGGUCCCCCUCAGCUCAGACCAGGACACAGAACCCCAUUAAUCAGGGGGACAAAGUUGCCUUCUUCGUGGAUGACAAGUUGAAGAGAGGACACGUCGCAUUCUGCAGCAACCUGAUGGCGGAUGGCUACGUGGAAGUCUACCCGGAGGAUAGCUCAUCAGGCAAACUAUUGAGGAUUCCCCUGGAUGCUAUUGUAAAGGAAGAGAUCACCUCAGAUGGCGGGGCCAUGUGCAAGGAGCUGAAGAGCCCCAAUGAGGGCAAACUGGAAGAAGAACUUUUUGGCAGAAACCUGGAAGUGCAUUCUCUGGUACAGAUUCAGUAUAAGGAAGGGGAACUGGCCUACGGGAUCAUCCGAUGGUUGGGGCACAUGCCACAAAUAGAGGACACCAUGGUUGGGGUGGAGCUGGAAGAAGAUAAAGGUUGCACCGAUGGCAGCUUGCAGGGAUUCCGGUAUUUUUCCUGUGCCCCAAAGCGAGGAAUUUUUGUCAAGUUGAAAGCAUGUCAGCCGGACACCCGCUUCCUGUCUAGCAAAGUCGAUGAACCAAAGAGCCUGGAGGUUGAUGGGCACGGUAGAGAUGAAGGUAACAGAGUACUUGGGAAGGUCCCCCCGCUGCAGGGAGGUGCUGCUGUGGAUAUUUUAGAGGGUGAUAUGAAAGGGAUACAGGGCCACUGCAACUCCUGCUACAUGGAUUCUGCUCUCUUCAGCCUCUUCUCCUGUAGCUCAGCGUUGGACUCUUUACUCUUCAAACCGGCGUCCCACCCUGAUGGAGAGAUCCAAAGGACCCUAAGGGAGGAGAUUGUCAACCCCCUGCGCAAGAACGGAUAUGUCUCUGCGGACAGUGUGAUGAGGCUGCGACAUCAGUUGAUGCAGGAGAGUCAGUGCCCCAGCUUCACCACCUCGGAGAAAGACCCGGAGGAGUUCCUGAACCUGAUCAUGCAGCGAAUCCUCAGAGCCGAUCCCCUGCUGAAGCUGCAGUCGAAGGUCCAGGGUGUCCAAGAGUGUUAUUGCUACCAAAUCUUCAUAGAGAAGCAGCAGGAGAUGACAGUUCCUAACGUCCAGCAGCUAUUGGAGCAGUCCUUCCACCACUCCAACCUCAAGCUGGCCGAGGUUCCAUCGUGUUUCAUCAUCCAGAUGCCGCGGUUCGGGAAGGAGUACAAGAUGUUCAGUAAAAUUGUUCCCUCCCUGGAGUUGGACAUAACAGAUCUCCUGCUCGAUAGUCCCCGGGAGUGCAUCGUGUGUGGACAGUUGGCCAGCUAUGAAUGUCCUGAUUGCUUCAUGGAUGACCUCCUCUCCCAGCACGGCCUAAAGCAAUACUGUGCCCUCUGUUCUCAGCAGGCUCACAACCAUCACAAGCGGAAGAAUCACAAACCCGUCCCCCUAAAGAUCCCGGACACCUGCCUGAAAGCGCAGGGGACAAAGAAGAUCCCUCGGGAGACUCUGGAGCUGUUCGCUGUGCUGUGCAUAGAGACCAGUCACUACGUGUCCUUUGUCAAGUACGGGGUGGAGAAGGGAAGCUGGAUGUUCUUCGACAGCAUGGCCGACCGAUAUGGUAGCGAAAAUGGCUACAACAUCCCUCGAGUCAGCCUCUGCCCAGAAGUGGCCACUUACCUGGCCUCCCCGCUGAAAGACCUCAUCAGCCAGAACCCCCGCGAGAUGAAAGGUGUCGCCAAACGCCUCUUCUGUGACGCCUAUAUGUACAUGUACCAGUCCAAGAGGAUGGCGCUCUACAAGUGAGACAAAUUGUCUCUGCUUGGUGUCCGUGAUCAGAUCCUUCUGAGAAAUUCGGAGAAGAUUUAAGACGUCUGUGUUUUGGGGAGUCCAUCGGCAGCAGACUGAUCCAG